Messenger RNA from Nannospalax galili (Upper Galilee mountains blind mole rat), 3501 nucleotides. RefSeq names its product gem nuclear organelle associated protein 4 (gene Gemin4). The transcript has 2 exons. The coding region runs from base 132 to 3308 and encodes 1058 amino acids. Gene Ontology annotation, cellular component: SMN complex. The record is from RefSeq and is a predicted model, not a curated record. Lineage: Eukaryota; Metazoa; Chordata; Mammalia; Rodentia; Spalacidae. Gene Ontology annotation, biological process: rRNA processing; spliceosomal snRNP assembly.
GCGGAGGCGAGGCUGGGGGCGGGGCCUGUGACGCGACCUGUGGCACCGCCCAUUGUGCCGUGGCGCGGGCGACGCGCUUCUGAGCCUCGCAGUGGGCGGGGCGGCUUAGCGCCGUCGCCUGCUUCGCCGCCAUGGACCUAGGACCCUUGAAUAUCUGUGAGGAAAUGACCAUUCUGCAUGGGGGCUUUUUGCUGGCUGAGCAGCUGUUCCACCCCAAAGCACUGGUGCAGUUGACAAAGUCUGACUGGGAACAUGUGGGGCAGCCCAUUGUGGAGGCCUUGAGGGAGAUCUCCUCAGCCACAGCACAUUCCCAGCCAUUUGCCUGGAAGAAGAAAGCACUGAUCAUUAUCUGGGCCAAGGUCCUUCUGCCCUCCCCUGUUACUCCUUCUGACACUGAAACUCGGUGGCAGGAAGAUGUGUUUUUCUCUGUGGGCAACAUGAUCCCUACCAUCAAUCACACAGUCCUUUUUGAGCUACUCAAGUCUCUGGAAGCUUCUGGACUCUUCAUUCAACUCCUCAUGGCCCUGCCUACCACCAUUUGCCGCUCAGAACUACAGCACUUUUUGGAGCACAUGACUAUUGAUACUUCUUCCAAGGAUGUGGCCUUCUUUCUGAAUGUCUGGUGGGAAAUGAUGAAGCAUAAGGGUAACCAGCAGGACCCCUUGCUUUCCCAGUUCAGGAUGAUGGCUUAUAAAUACUUGCCAUCUUCAGAUGAGUUCUCCCACCCUCCAAAGAGGUUCAAGUCUGACCCGGAUGUGGGUCCGACCAUGCCACUAUUAGCCAUGCUGCUUAAUGGGCUGAAGCAAAUGCAGAAGAGAAUCCUGUGCCUUGGGAUGAAGUGCUGUGCCUUAGCUAACUUGGCUGACAUGCUGAGCGUGUUUGCGCUAAUGGAGGACGAUCCCCAGGAAGUGUCUGCCACCAUGUAUCUAGACAAACUGGCCACAGUGAUCUCUGUAUGGAAUUCGGACACCCAAAACCCAUAUCAUCAGCACGCCCUUGCAGAGAAGGUGAAGGAGGCAGAGCGGGACAUAAGCCUCACCUCUCUGGCCAAACUCCCCAGUGAGACUGUUUUCAUGGGGUUUGAGCUCAUGCACAACCUGCUGCAGGAGUGGGGCUCAGAGUUGCAGGCCAUGCUCAACAACAACCAGGGGACCAAUUAUGACAGCUACCGGCUGUAUGACAGUCUAACUUCCUUCUGCCAGAACUUGAAUCUCUAUCUGGAUACUGCCAGCGUGUCCAAGGAGGAGAGGCAGGUGAUCUCUGAACUGGCUGAGCAUGUCAGGGACUUCCUGAAGAAAACCAACAGGGCGCUGAACAACAAGGGCCUUGAGGACAUCACUGCCUCUAUUGCCAUGGCCAUCAUUGAGCAGAAGAUGGACCGGCACAUGGAAAUGUGCUAUAUUUUUGCUUCUGAGAAGAAGUGGGCCUUCUCAGAUGAGUGGGUGGCCUGCCUGGUUAACAACAGGUCUCUCUUCAGAGAACCAGACUUGGUCUUGAGUCUGCUGGAAAUGGUGAUAGAUGUCAUUGCCACUGACAGGGUCAUCCCCCAGUCUCAGAUCAAGCAGGUGAUUGACCUGACCCUGGAAUGCUAUGCAGACCUCUCCCUACCAGACAAAAACAAAGUCCUUUCUGGUGUCCUACAUUGCUGGGGACGAAAAGGCCUUUUGGACAGGUUGUCAGUUUAUUUGGAGGGUUUUCAGGAAGACCUCAACAUGACGUUUAACCAGCUCACGCAGAGCACGUCCGAACAGGGCCUUGCUAAAGCCGUGGCCUCUGUAGGCCGCCUGGUGAUCCAGCACCCAGAAAUCACCAUUAAGAAGAUGUGCAGCAUGGCUGUGGUUAAUCUUGGCACACACCGGUUCCUAGCUCAGAUUCUAACUGCCUUCCCUGCCCUGAGGUUCACUGAAGAGCAAGGGCCAAAUCCACCCACCACUUUCAUGGUAUCCUGCCUCAGAGAAACAGUCUGGACAAAGUUCUCUACACCCAAAGAAGAGAAGCAAUUUCUGGAGCUGGUGAGCUGCCUGAUGACUCCUGUGAAACCACAGGGGAUUCCAGUUGCUGCUCUUCUACAGCCAGAUGAGGUGUUGAAGGAGUUUGUCCUGCCGUUCUUGAUGCUGGAUGUGGAGGAGGUAGGUCUGAGUCUGAAGCUGUUCAUCCAGACUCUUGAAGCCAGUGCAGACUUGGAGGAGUAUUGGCUGCACACCUGUUCCCCAUUCCCACUGCUCUUCAGCUUGUGCCGGCUCCUGGACAGCUUUAGCAGGUACUGGCAGCUCCCCCAGGAGAAGCGGUGCCUCUCCCUGGACAGCAAGGAUCUCCUGAUCCACAUCUUGGAACUUCUGUGUGAAAUUGUGCUGGCCAACACUGAGACCUUCUCCCCAGACACCUGGGUCAAGUCCCUGUCCUGGCUCCACCGCAAGCUGGAGCAGCUGGACUGGACUGUAGGCCUGAGACUGAAGAACUUCUUUGAAGGCCAUUUCAAAUGUGACGUGCCAUCCACUCUUUUUGAGAUCUGUAAGCUUCCUGGGGCCCAGUGGACCUCGCAGGCCCAUGCAGGGUAUGGGCCAGGUACGGGGCUUCUUGCUUGGAUGGAGUGCUGCUCCAUCUCCAGCAGUGUCUCUGAACAGAUGCUCUCUCUCCUGGUGGUGGAUGUGGGCAAUCCGGAGGAGGUCAGAUUGUUCAGCAAGGGCUUUCUAGUGGCCCUGGUUCAAGUCAUGCCUUGGUGCAGCCCCCAGGAAUGGCAGUACCUUCAGCAUUUGACCAGGAAGCUAUUAGAGAAAGAGCUCUUACAUGUCCCUUACAGCCUAGAAUAUAUUCAGUUUGUUCCCCUGCUCAACCUGAAGCCCUUUGCCCAGGAGCUCCAACUCUCCAUCCUCUCUCUAAGAGCAUUCCAAUUUCUCUGCAGCCAGAGCUGUUCUAACUGGCUUCCCAUGGAUGGCUGGAGCCAUGUGGUCAAACUCCUCUGUAGCAGUCUGACCCGUGUCCUGGAUGUAGUUAGGUCGAUACAGUCGGUGAGCCCCUGGGCCCAAGGACAAGAGGGGGACCUGACCCAGGAAACCUUGUUUGUCUAUACCCAGAUGUUCUGUCACAUUCUACACAUCAUGGCCAUGCUUCCCCAGGAGGUCUGUGAGCCACUCUAUGUGUUGGCCUUGGAAAUCCUCACCUGCUAUGAAACCCUAAGCAAGACCAACUCUUCCAGCAGUUCCUUGCUCCACAAGACAGAUGAGCGACACUUCCUAAAGUCCAUUGCCAAGAACAUUAGCCCAGAGGAGCGGCGCCAGACCCUGCUACAGAAGAUCAACAACUUCUAACCUUUUGGGGAUAGAAAACAGCUGCAUCCCAACAUGGUGUUUCUGUGGGAUCUAGAGCUAAGAAGCACAAACUUCACAGUUAUCUAAGACUGUACACAUGAUGAAAGGAAUAUAUGGCAAGAGCAGUGUAAAGAAAAUAGUUUAGUAGGUAUAUGGGACAUACUGCAAUAAAAUUCUCUCUUUGGGCUUUCUU